AUCUCUCAUCCGUCACCUUCGUGUCAGCGACUCUCCGUCUCUGUCUCUCUGCCAAAACCUCAGAUCGGAAAAUCCGAAAUUCGAAAAACCCUAAGUUUCAGAAGAUGAGCAUCGCUCGUUUCGCUACUCGGUCACUCAACAACGUAACUUUCCUUCGACCAUUUCGUCCCAUCGUCUCUAGAAGCCUCGCCACCAACGCCAACGAAGAUCCAAACCAGAAUCGAUCUUCUUUUGACUCAUCGGACAAUUUGGAUUCGUUGUUUGGCGAUUACACUGGCAACGAUGAGAAAAGCAAUGAUUUCUUCCAGCAUCUUAGUAAAGCGGAGAAAGAUAAGCGCGAUUUCAAUGGCUAUAAUAGAUCAGGAGGGUCGAGAUACUCCGGUGGUGGUUCAAUGAGCAAAGACGAGACCUUCGAUCCUUCAUCUGAUGGUGUUGAUGGAAAAUUGAAAGAAGCUGCACUAGCUUACAAUAUGGAUGAAGGAGAUGGCUUUAAGGAGUACUCUUUUAGGCCCGAUUUCAACAACAGUUGGGGCAUGAAUAACUUCCCUAGGAUGCAAAAACAGAUGCAAAAUCCUAGACAGAAUAAUAGCAAGUCUGAGGUAACUACUGAGGAAGUUCUGAAGAAUGCUGAUUUCAGGAAUGUUAGGUUCCUUGCAAACUUCAUCACUGAAGCUGGGAUCAUUAUUAAGAGGAAGCAGACUGGCAUUAGCGCAAAGGCUCAAAGAAAGAUUGCUAGAGAGAUCAAAACAGCCCGUGCAUUUGGGCUGAUGCCUUUCACAACAAUGGGUACAAAGGCAUUUCAGUUCGGGAAAACCAUGGAGAACAGAGACCAAGAUUUCGAGUAUGAAGUGCUUGAUGAUGAUGAUGAGUUUGACGAGGGAAAUGCUUGAAUCUGAAGUUUGGAGCGGGUUAGUUUUCAUUUCUCGGGGAUUUGGUCAAUAUUUGGAAUAAGCUGACCUUACCAAGUUGAGAAAAUACGUGAAUGACUGUAUUUCAAUUGCUGCUAUCAGUUUUCAAGUUGUUCAGAUGUCACUUUAGGUUCCUCCCAAUACCAAAGGAUUAGGAUUUGUAUCUCAUGGCUCUAGUUUGUUACUUUGAAGAUCUGGGUCAGACUGAUUAUUUAUCAUUGCGUCUCUCAUCACCCAAUGUAUUUGUAAGAUUACGGUUUCUUUCUUUAUUCUAUUAAUCAAGUCGUAAUCAAUUA
Arabidopsis thaliana (thale cress) is the source of this 1204-nucleotide messenger RNA. Its product is annotated as Ribosomal protein S18. The transcript has 5 exons. Gene Ontology annotation, molecular function: structural constituent of ribosome. Lineage: Eukaryota; Viridiplantae; Streptophyta; Magnoliopsida; Brassicales; Brassicaceae. Gene Ontology annotation, cellular component: ribosome. Gene Ontology annotation, biological process: translation. Bases 105 to 890 code for a protein of 261 amino acids. The record is from RefSeq and is marked reviewed.